Penicillium manginii is the source of this 375-nucleotide messenger RNA. RefSeq lists its product as uncharacterized. Bases 1 to 375 code for a protein of 124 amino acids. The record is from RefSeq and is a predicted model, not a curated record. The transcript is spliced from 2 exons. Lineage: Eukaryota; Fungi; Ascomycota; Eurotiomycetes; Eurotiales; Aspergillaceae.
AUGAAGUUCUCUCUCGCCGCUCUUGUUACCCUGGCCGCUGCUGCUUCCGCCCAGUACCAGCAGCAACCCCAGCAGUACCAGCAGCAACCUCAGCAAUACCAGCAGCAGCCCCAGCAGUACCAACAGCAGCCAUGGCAAUACUCUCAGCAGCAGAACAAGUACUCCCCUGCUGAAGCUGAUGCAUGGCACGGCUGCAUUGAUCGCUUGCUUGACAACUUCAACACCGGCCACACAGGCAGCGCGGUUUCCUGUUCCACUUUCAAGUGUCUCGAUGAGAACGCCGCCAAAUACGGCCGAGGUGGCACUCUCGCCGGUCUUGGACAAGUUGUUUCUCUGGCCUGCAACUUUGGCGGAAUUAUCCCUAACUGGCUCUAA